Aedes aegypti (yellow fever mosquito) is the source of this 5343-nucleotide messenger RNA. RefSeq lists its product as uncharacterized. The transcript has 10 exons. Bases 1302 to 4883 code for a protein of 1193 amino acids. The record is from RefSeq and is a predicted model, not a curated record. NCBI's taxonomy places the organism in Eukaryota, Metazoa, Arthropoda, Insecta, Diptera, Culicidae. Gene Ontology annotation, molecular function: protein binding.
GGCCUUUUAGUCUUUCGGCGUACGCUCGAAGGUGAACACCACCGUAGCUAGCAACAGCCCGGUCGGCAGCACCUGUUGCUUCGGCUCGCGUUUUUUUGUUUGUUGUGCUUCUGCCCGAAGAACCACGCUUCGAGCCAUCUUUUGCGUCUGAUUGGAGCGCUUGCUUGCAUAUCGGCAUUGCCGCGAUUCGUCAGUCAGUGCGCGCGCGAGUCUAAUCAACGAACGCUACAGGAAAAAAAAGUGUUCGUCGCCGCCUCGCCUCGGGGAGAUUUUCCUCAACUCGUGCAUUCGUCGCCGCUUGCAGUGUUGUUUGCCUCACCUUUCGGGAUUUUGUUUUGCUACUCAUUUUCCGUUUAAUCAUUCAAUUAAAGCUAAUUUGCUUGGAAGAUUGCCGUGAAGAGUAACUGAAGAAGAAAACCGAGAUAAAAACAAAAAAGUGCUUCUUUUGUGGUGAAGCUGGGAGAUGUUCAGAAUGUGAUGAUUGAUCUGGAAUAGGGAAUGUGUAAGGUGGCAGCGGUCGUCAAUCAUUAAACGGUAAAUCUAAUGAAGAAAAUUCAGCCCUGUAUGAUAAAGAAGUGUUAGAAUCGAAGUGUUCUAUUGACAACAUGAAGCACGGUGCUUCAUUAUCAUCAAAACUAUUAAUGACAGUUUGAUAGCAUAGUUAUUCUACAUCUCUGGACCGAUGAAAAACCCGUUGCAACGCGUUGGAGGAAACUUGGAGCUACGCACAUUUUGAAGCAUCGUGUAAAGAUUCCUGCACCGGAAAAGCGAGUAAGAAGAUCAGUGUAAAACUUCAUAGUGCAUCGCGACAGUAAAUACAAAAAAGCCACCAACCUGCUGCUGAAACAUGUUUCCGUUCUUGUAAGUGAUUUUGACAAUUAAUCAUGGAUUACCAGGCCAAGUUGCCAAAUGUGAAGUCGAAUCAGAAGGAUUAACCACGGUUGCUGCGUAGGCCAUUGACGGUCAUCGACACAAGUCACGUUUCGCGUCGGAGUGCUUCUCAUCUGUUUAAUUGCUAGUUGUAGUCACCGUCUGUUAAGCGCAUAUGUCAUUGGGUGUGACGAAGUUCUGUCGGCGCCGGGGCUGAAUUUGAUGACACUGCGAACUGUCGGCUGCAGGAAAGAAAAUAUAUACCUACGGAGCUCGGCGAAGACUUUGGAAUUGUGUCACGUUGUACUGCAUAUACUGCUGCUGGCUUGACCCAGAUAAAAUGUGAUGCGUUGGUGCCAAGCUUUUAGUACUGAAAAGAUGCCGUAAUAAACACGCACGCCGACCAGCAUCCCGCAUCCCGAUCGGUUGCCAUGCGUUUGUUCAAAGCUAAAAAGCUGUCGGAAAUUCAGAUUGUCCUGUCAGAACCACCGGCGGAAGCACCAUCCAAUAGCGGCAGCACCCCACUGGAGGCUACCGGUGCCAAACGUAAUGACAUUAUCAUUUCAAGCAUCACCCAAUCAGGUUCGGCAUCGGCCAACGCUGGGUCACUCUUAUCGACAGCAGCUGCCACAGUGGUCACCACAUUAUCGAGCAAUGGUCUGCUGCAGCAAUACCACCCAUCAACGUCAAGCCCGACGACGACAGUGACAACAGAACUCUCGAGCGGAACGAAAGUUGCCAUCGAAGCUAAUGGUGCCACAGCCAUCAUUCAGCCGAAACUGAUGGCCAACGCCACAGCACCACUUGCGAAUGAUAAAAUUUGCACAAUUAAUAACAAAACCGAGAAUAUUAGAUUAUCGGGGAACGGUCGCAAUCAAGCCACUGCGGGUUUUGCUGCUAGUGGCAUUGGUGCAGCUCUGCUGUCAACGGGACAGCCACAACAGAUGCAUCACCAUCAGCAGCAUCAGCAACAACAGCAAUCGUCAAGUUUCCAACAACAGCAGCAACAUUCACAGCCCAAUAAAAUAAACGCAAUCGGACCACUGAUUGGCAGGAACGGAAUUGGUCCCCUACCUGGUUACAAGGUGGUUACAGCUGUUCCGGUCAUGGUGCUAGACGACGAUCCACCCACAAUCACUGUGGAUGCUGCUGCUGCCGCUUCUGUUGUGUCGGCGACCAAGGAGAGCAAAAAUGUCUUUACAUGGGGUCGGAAAAUGGGCAAAAAAUUCGAUCUCCUACGCCGUGGUAGUGAUGCUCAAAAACUUCCUACACCGCCGUCUCCAUCAACAAGCACACCCAGCUGCGUACCGAUCUUCAACACGGAUACGAUUAAAAAAAGUAAAACCAUUCCUCUGAAGGCGUAUCAACCCGCAAAUGAUCCUUUGGUAAAGCUCAAUAACGAACGGUCAUCGGGGACCUUCAAAAAUUUCUUCUACCGUAUGGGAUCUACCGGUAUGCUCAACCAUCGAUCGAGUCAAUCCCAAAAACAACAACAGCAACAAGCCAGCCAACAACAGCUUCUUCAAAUGCAGCCAUCAAGUUCUCAGCAGAAUACGACAUCUCAGCAGGGAUACACGACUAAGAACAAAAAUGACGGACACUCCACGCUGUAUCGUAGUAGUUCAACUAGCCAACUGAACACGUCGUCGUACAUCAAGUGUGACGAUCCGACCGAAGGCAUUAAUUUGGCCAAUGGAAAUCACAAGAACGCCGUCAGCAGUACAAAUCUGAAUGUUUCGUCAAUGGAACAAUCUGCAACGAAACAAUCCGCUUCGGCGAAGUCAUCUAGUUGCGACGACAUAGUGAGAGUUGCCGCGACACAAGAACAGUUGUCCAAGAAGAAUCAUUUUCCAUACGCUUUUCUCCGAUCAAAACUGUCCGUACUGCCGGAGGAAAACGGCGGAUCAGUAAUCAACUAUAAUCGGAUAAAAGAGAACCUUCUGCGAUCGGGAAACCGAGGAUCGGUCAUCAGUUUACGAUCGGAUUUGGAUAACAUUUCUAUAACUGAUUCACAGUUAAAUAUUUCAGACAAUGGGGACGUCUUUUUGACUGGUAAUGAUUCAAAAUCUAUUACGACAUGCGAUUUGAGCUCGAUAUCUCGUAACAAUUCCAUCAAGACGCUAACGGAUGACCACAGCUUUGUCAGCAACUACCAAAGAUUAAGCAGCUGUCUCAGCAGCAAUGAAUCCGGAUACGAUAGUGACGGUCGCCAUGCAGAGGAUAAGAUCGACGAGAAUGGAUCCAGCUCGACAGCCAGCAGUCUAACGGUACCACAUGGUGCCUCUAGUUUGGUAGAUCCCUAUGCGGAUGCUAUACGUAGCAAGGACCAGUCUUAUAUGUUCGGUAGCCGGAGAAGAAUGUCCUCGUCAAGCUCGAUAGCAUCGGUGCAAAAUUUGGACUGCAGCACAAUCAGACGACGAUUUCGACAAAUCAAACUUGAGAAGCACAGUGGUGACGAGGUCAUCGGUAUUGAACUGACGCCACAAACGGUCAACAUGGACGAGGGAGACUGCGAAACUAGGUAUCUGGUGACAGAGAUCGAUCCGGAAGGAAUUGCUUACAGAGACGGCCGCCUACGCAUUGGCGACGAGAUUGUCAACGUAAACGGACAUCAUUUACGUGGCCUGCAAUCUCCCAGUACGGUACAACGCAUACUAUCGACUUUUGUCAACAACAUUGUAGACCUUGUCAUUGCACAUGACGAGCUAACUACGUUCAAUGCCGACCUGCACCGAAAGAUCAAGAUCGACGCCAGCGUUACGACCAAGCAGGUCAGUGAGCUGGAAGUCAACGGUGGCACCGGAGGGUUACUGUCGACCAAUAUGACUUAUAAUGUGAACCCAAAACAGCAGUCUACCAUCGAAACGGUGGGGUGUACGACCACAAUAAACUGCUCAACACCGAUUUCGAACGGGCAAAUGAAACAACAUCAGCAGCAACCCAAAUCUGCUUUUCCUAUGACACCGAUCUACUCAUCAGCGGAUUAUGUUCCGGUCUAUGCCAACCGUAUCUCGAUCUCCAACACCAUAUGUGACGAUGAAAAGUGGCAAAUGUUAAGUAAGCAACGGAGCGAAGCUCUUGGAAAGGGCGGAUACUCACAAAUCCUUGGGUCGAAACGAGUGAUCAAAGACAGUGAUGAAGAUAUCGUUAUAGUUCCAUCCACCGCGACAAAUGGGAGUCACUCAAGUGAAGCAGGACUGCGCACACUCUACCGCCCGAUGUCCCAAGGUAAUCUGAGCCACCACUCAUCGAUCGCACAUUUGGCUAGUAACGUCGAAUGCGAUGAUGACGAAGAAACGACUGUAUCUCGUCCAAUCACCAUGGUUGAAAUCAUUUCGGAUACCAUUCGAAGGAAUGUUCCUUUCGGUAGCAUCAGUAACAGUAAUCGACAAGCUAACAUAGAUUACCGCUCGAUCAAAAUAAAAAAGCCUGAAGAAAUCCCUAAGACAGUACAAAGAAUCCGACUGAAGUCUUGUAACGAACCGAGUGGUGGUUUAAGUUCUGCUUCUGGUGAAAUUAUUAUCGCUUCGGAAGAUGGUCCCGUGGAAGCAAGUCCUCUGCAGCGUUCAAAGACAGAACAAAAUAUCAGCAGCAAAGAAGAGAUGGAAUGUUCAAUGGACAGUACUAAGUACGAGUCGGGCGUUCGAAUAUUGAUUAAUGAAGAGGGUUCGUCGUACAUCGAAGGAAUCCAUAAAUGCAUAUAUGUGACAGUCACAUUCUACAAAGGCGCCGGAAUGAAGUCACUUGGUUUUAGCAUCGUUGGAGGCCGAGACUCUCCAAAAGGAAGCAUGGGAAUAUACGUGAAGACAGUAUUCCCCAGCGGACAAGCUGCUCUAGAUGGGACCCUCAUGGCUGGUGACGAAAUAAUCUCAAUUAACGACGUAACUGUGCACGGAAUGAGUCAUGCUGAAACAAUUGGGUUGUUCAAAAACAUCAAGGAAGGCCCAGUUGUACUGAAGCUUGCAAGACGAAAGUACCAACGCGCCAAAUCAGUGGACAAUUUGCCAAAUUGAGAUCAGCAAGGCCAUACUCUUUACACUACACAUCAGUCUUUCCAAAUGUGACCACCAGCUGUGUCUUCCAACAGAACUUCCAGCACGCAAAAAGCGGAUACGUAACAUUCCCUAUGACACGAACAUUUUCGAGCUAUGCCAAAAAAGAAUGCCAGAAACUUUAUCUGGUUCUCUCGGCACUUAAUUCUAGUCACUUUUCUCAAUCUUUGAUGUUGCGUCAACGCAAAAAUUGAUAGCUUUGUAAUUCUACUUAUUAAUUAUUAGAUAUGCUAAGUUUGAUAAUAAUUUUAAGUUAAAUCAAGAAUGUUAUAAACAGUAGGAUUUUUCGAAGAAAAUCAUCAAUAACUUAGACUAAGUCACGAUUGACCCUAGAUUUCUAUGCAGCAUGUUUGUACAAAACUUUAUUGAGGUAACAACAAUGCAAUGAUAAUAAAGUACAGAUUUCACUCAUUCGUUUUCA